This is a messenger RNA of Gadus chalcogrammus (walleye pollock), 1193 nucleotides long. RefSeq names its product proteasome 20S subunit beta 13a (gene psmb13a). The transcript has 9 exons. The coding region runs from base 27 to 998 and encodes 323 amino acids. Gene Ontology annotation, cellular component: proteasome core complex. NCBI's taxonomy places the organism in Eukaryota, Metazoa, Chordata, Actinopteri, Gadiformes, Gadidae. The record is from RefSeq and is a predicted model, not a curated record. Gene Ontology annotation, molecular function: threonine-type endopeptidase activity.
UAAACGGAUGUCGCUCCUUCCGAAGCAUGCUCGGAAGUCCCGACCUCUCCCUCACUAAUAACGCUUAUUGGGGCAUCCCGUCCAGGCGUUGGGACGCAAACGCCUGGAAGAGACAGAGCAGCUUGACGGAACAGCUCCCGGUCCUGAUGAGUCUCUUCGGCGGUGAGAUGAGUCUCCUCCGCAGCCCCCUGCAGCCCCCAAGCCCCGGCUUCAGCUUCGACCUGACGGAACGGAACGCUGUUCUGGGCCGGCUCCUGGAGGGGUCACCCCCCCCACGGCCCGUGAAGACGGGGACCACCAUAUCCGGAAUUGUGUUCAGGGAUGGUGUGGUCCUUGGAGCCGACACCAGGGCGACCUCGGGCGACGUUGUGGCUGAUAAGAUGUGUGCUAAGAUCCACCGCAUCUCUGCUAACAUGUACUGCUGCGGAGCCGGGACGGCGGCUGACACCCAGAAGACGACGGACCUCCUGGCCUCCAACCUCGCCCUGUUCAGCCUCAACAGCCAGCGGGCCCCGCGCGUCCUGAUGGCCGCCAGCAUCCUGCAGGACACGCUCUACAGGUACGGCGGUCAGAUCGGGGCCCAUCUGAUCCUGGGGGGCGUGGACUACUCGGGGGCCCACCUGUACACGGUGGGGCCGUACGGCAGUGUGAACAAGCUGCCCUUCGUCUCCAUGGGUUCCGGUUCAAUGGCGGCUCUGGGCAUCUUGGAGGACCGCUACAAACCCGACAUGGAGGUGGAGGAGGCCAAGGUGUUGGUGAGGGACUCCGUCCAGGCGGGGAUCAUGGGUGACCUUGGCUCUGGGAGCAACGUGGACCUGUGUGUCAUCACCGCCCAGGCUGUGGACUACAUCCGGCCCUACCAGGAGUCCCAGUACACCAACGGGAGAGACCGGAAGUACAAGUACCCUCCCGGCACCACAGCACUCCUGUCGGAAAAAGUAGUCCCUCUGCGGCUGGAAUUGGUGACCGAAGCGGUUCAGCGGAUGGAAACUCACUAGCAGCACAGCUGCCCAGCGUCCUCUCUGCUCACACUAGGAACUGCAUCGUAUCAAUACUCCAAAUCACCCAGUAUAUCACUGCGCUGUGUUGAUGGGAAUGUGUGUGUGUGUCCGUGUGUGUGACAUUAUACAGACAAUACUGAUUAAAACUUUGAAUAAAAUGAUUUUGGUAUGCAUCUGUGUUUUGAUCCAUUG